Solanum pennellii is the source of this 1171-nucleotide messenger RNA. RefSeq lists its product as uncharacterized. The record is from RefSeq and is a predicted model, not a curated record. NCBI's taxonomy places the organism in Eukaryota, Viridiplantae, Streptophyta, Magnoliopsida, Solanales, Solanaceae. The transcript has a single exon. Bases 327 to 848 code for a protein of 173 amino acids.
GAAGAUGGUUUGACUAGAGUCCUAUGAUUAAGUGUUUUGUUUCUCCAUUUCAGCCACUCUUGAAGCAAAAAGUAGUAAAAACAAGGAAGGAGCAAACAGUUACAUUUUCCAACAAAUAUCCAUCCAUUCCCUUGUACUCUAGGAAAUUGAAACACAAAUAUUACAAGCAUCUCUAAAUUAAGCAGCUGCAGCAAGUCUUGAAACAUUGAUUUUAUCAUAUCCUAUCCUUCCUACCUCCCUUUUCUGAUUCAUUCAUUUCCUCAUCUGCUUUAUUUGCAGAUCUGAAAACAUACCCAACUGAAUACUUGUCAAGAAGAUCCACCUCAAUGUCCUCAUCUGUUUCAACAACGAGUGUUCAUGUAACUGCCUUGGAUGGUCUAGUUAAUGUGAACUCACUUUUCACCAUUGCAGUCUUUGUGGGUCUCUCUUUAACAACACCUGGACAGAAAAGUCUGGAAGAUCGCACAGCUUGUGAUGCUGGGAUUGAUAUAGUUAAGAAGUUGUUGGUUUUUGAGGUCGUUUCAUUCAGCUUCUUUCUCUUUUCCUCACUUGUUGCACAGGGUCUCAAAUUGGCAAUUAAUUUGUUGAAUAGCAAAGAUGUUGAUGAGGCUUUUAGGGCUCACAUCAAUUUGAAGGUGCUCAGGCUUGGAAUGAUGGCAUCUGCUAUUGGAUCCGUAAUGGGCUGUUUAUUCUUGAUGCUUUCAAUUGUCAAUGUCAUUCAGAUUCGACUCGGGGUCUUAUCUUGUGGAAGUAAAUCUGCUAUUCAUGCUGUCUCCACCUUGCUCGUUUUGGUCACGUCUGCCCUUGUUGUUUAUAUUUCUACCGCUAUAUAUGCAUUUCUGCACUAAAGUCAAUUUUUGGAUUUUGUUCAAUCUAUAAAAACUAUGUCAUGCUUUGAUUAUAGAGAUCAUUUAGGUCAUUACUGUUUGAAUUCAAUUCAAUUCCAUUAUGCCACCUAGUCCAUUUCCUUCAUACUCAACCAUAUGUAUCAUUGUGACCGUAGAUUCAUUUGUCACCAGCUAUGUGUAGGAUAAAUCUUACUUUUCAGCUUAGUCAUUUCUACAACCCCUCAUUUGUAAAGCAUUUUUCUAUGUCUAAGCAAAUGUAUAAAUGGGCAUUUGCACAACACUUUUUAAUGUUUAAUAUAUGCUAUUUAUGCUCAAGAUACUAA